Messenger RNA from Blastocystis hominis, 423 nucleotides. RefSeq lists its product as hypothetical. The transcript has a single exon. The coding region runs from base 1 to 159 and encodes 52 amino acids. NCBI's taxonomy places the organism in Eukaryota, Bigyra, Opalinata, Blastocystidae. The record is from RefSeq and is a predicted model, not a curated record.
AUGGCAAAGAUUUAUCCAGAUGAGAGGGAAUUGAUAAAACAGAUAGUAGAAAGCUUGAUUGAUCAACAUUUGAAUUAUCACCAUCAUAUUGUAACAGUGAGCAAGGAUGUAGAGGAUCAAAAGUUAGCGUUUAUCUUGUUCUGCUGUUUGAAUGUGUGAACGUGAAAAAGGAUUCAAUAUUAGAUGGCUUUUGGUGCCGUACUGACAGUGUUUACAUUGCUGAAAAUGAAUAAUAAUAACAAAAAGAAUAGAGAAAAGAAUAACGCAAGAGUGUGUCGUUCAUUUUGCUAUUAAAGCAAAUACAUAACAUUACUGUUUAUUAUAGAUAUUUCAGCAAAUGAAUUUUGUAGAAUUGAAAAUUGCUGUGAACUUCAGCAAAGGACAUUCUUGCAUACCAACAUAAUAUGAUUAAUAUAACAAUUA